Molecule: messenger RNA, 1104 nt
Organism: Orycteropus afer afer
Lineage: Eukaryota; Metazoa; Chordata; Mammalia; Tubulidentata; Orycteropodidae
Gene: TMEM182
Product: transmembrane protein 182
Cellular component (GO): membrane
Source: RefSeq, a predicted model, not a curated record
GGGUGUGAGGGAGAAGCCACCAAAACAUGAGCUAGGAGACGUUUCUCAAGAAAAUUCUGUCCACUCAAAUCUUGAUUCUUUUUUAUUGUUAUUAUUUUUUCUUGUUGUUGAGAGCUAGCUCUCUGCCAAUUUUUUUACUUCAUUUUCUUUUUAUAUUUUAUUUAAAUCGAUCCAGUGAAUUGAAAAUGAGACUAAAUAUCGCCAUCUUCUUUGGGGCUCUCUUUGGUGCUUUGGGGGUUUUACUCUUUUUGGUGGCUUUUGGAUCAGAUUAUUGGUUACUUGCCACUGAAGUGGGGAAAUGUUCAGGAGAACAGAAUAUAGAGAAUGUCACUUUCCACCAUGAAGGUUUCUUCUGGAGGUGUUGGUUUAAUGGAAUUGUGGAAGAGAAUGAUUCCAAUAUCUGGAAGUUCUGGUACACCAAUCAGCCACCAUCCAAGAACUGCACACAUGCUUAUCUGUCACCAUACCCCUUCAUGAGAGGCGAGCACAAUUCCACCUCUUACGACUCUGCAAUUAUUUACCGUGGUUUCUGGGCAGUGCUGAUGCUCCUGGGUGUGGUUGCUGUUGUGACCGCAAGCUUUUUGAUCAUCUGUGCAGCUCCAUUUGCCAGUCAUUUUCUCUAUAAAGCUGGAGGAGGCUCAUACCUUGCUGCAGGCAUCUUGUUCUCCCUGGUAGUGAUACUCUAUGUCAUCUGGGUCCAGGCAGUGGCGGACAUGGAAAGCUACAAAAACAUGAAGCUGAAAGACUGCUUGGAUUUCACCCCUUCUGUUCUGUAUGGCUGGUCAUUUUAUUUGGCCCCAGCUGGGAUAUUUUUCUCUUUACUAGCUGGAUUACUAUUUCUGGUUGUUGGUCAGCAUAUUCAGAUACACCACUAAUCAAACUGUUGCCACCAGCAUUUUUCUGAGAGUUUAAAACAGAACAUGUUUGUUUUUUCCAUUUUGUUUCAUUGAUCCCAGGAGAGAGUUAAUUGAUGUAAUUUUUGGUUGCUAUUUGACUUAACCAUUUUACUUGUGUUUUUCUCUACAAGAAGGUACUAGAAUCUCUCCAGACACCAACAUGUUUCUAUCUUACCAAAAUGCUGUCAAGGAUCUAGUUCUUUAGGAA